GACGUGGUGAAGGAGGCGGUGAAGGCCUCGCUGCACAUCAUGCAGCUCACGGAGUCGGUGAACCGGGCCGCCACCCAGGUGGAGCGGAUCAAGUUUGUGCUGGGGCUGGAGGACAUGUGUCUGUCCAGCAUUUGCCUGGUGCUGGCGCUCACCGCCGCUCUGCCCAUGUGCCUGCUGCUCUUUCUCUCGCGCUGGUUACUGGACUCCGGCCUAUGGAGGUACUUGCUCUGGCUGCCGGGCGCUGUGGGCUUCCUUCCCAAGGCCCUGCGUGUGCCCCUGCUGGACGCUGCCAGCCGAGCGGAGGAGUAUCGGAAGCAGCAGCUGGGGGACGACUUGGAGAGGAUGCUGACGAACCUCUGGCAGCGCAUCCCCGACGGCACAGAGGCCUCUCACCUCUACCUCUUCAAGCGGUACGUGCUGGCUUGCUGA
This is a messenger RNA of Effrenium voratum, 429 nucleotides long. The record is from the annotation of a GenBank genome assembly. Lineage: Eukaryota; Dinophyceae; Suessiales; Symbiodiniaceae.